UCACAGGCUGUGCUCAGAAAGUGAGUAAUUAAUGAUUUUGCAUACUCAUUAUCGUGCAUAUUCCUCCUGCGCGCCGGGCGCGCAUGCCACGGAGGAAUAAUUACCGAAAAACCAUAUCCCCGUAGACUUUAAUGCAAAAUUCAAUUUGCUCGUGCUUAUGUACUUGACUUUUCAACUUUUUUGUCCACGUUUUUCUCUUGCACCACUCAACCAAUUCAACCGGAUAAGACGGUUGACUAUGUUUACUUUAGCGUGAAAUUUACUCGCUCGCUCAUCAUUGUUAGGUUAGGCGCGGAGCGCCUCAAUCAACAGACGUAGUUAUACAAAUACACAUAUAUAAUCAAGGAAACAAUCAAGCGACUGUUGUUAGACCCAUUUGCGACGAUCCUUUUCUAUUAGUAUACAAUUUGCAGGUCAUAUUCAAUAGUCUGCACACGACAUACGAUAUAUGAUAUACCAAAGAGUAGGGACACGACCUCUUUGUCCAAUAUAGGAAACACGACACAAUCCUUAGGUCAAAUGAUCCCUCUGCUUUACAUAAUAUUAUCCACUGUUUUGAAUUCUUAUCCACGAAGCAAAUGGAUUGUCAUAUCGCAUAGUUUCUAUAACGAUAUUCUGCAGCGACUAAUCAAAAGGGUCGAAAGUGACAGACCAGUGCGUAACAAAUUCCUAUAUAUGCUGAACAAAUGUACAUGAAUUAAAAGAAUAAUAUUAUAUAAAGCAAAAUGGAGUGGCAAGGAGUAUUAAGAGUUCUUAGAUUGCUCGGAAAAAUAGACAAUAAGUCACAAGAAAAUAAAAUAAAACGCGAAGAUGAAUUGAUGAUACAACUAUUGGGUGAUGAAAGCAUAAAAAAAAUUUUAUGCUCAUGGUUGGAAAAACUUAAUAGCGAAAGAGAUGUUAAGAGUAUUGAAAAAGCAGAAGAAUUUAAGAAAAACGGAAAUAAACACUUUCAAAUGAAACAAUAUAAUGAAAGUAUACAAAUGUAUACAAAAAGUGCACUAUAUGCUCCUGCAGAUAGUCCUAAUUUGUCAAUUGCCUUUGCAAACAGAUCUGCUUCUUUAUUUUAUCUAAAUAGGUAUAAUGAUUGUAUAAAGGAUAUUGCAUUAGCAGUUUCGUUAAAUUAUCCUAAACAGUUAUGUCAUAAAAUAUAUUUACGUGAAUUACAUUGUUACUUGAAAUUGGGCAAAAAGCAAUUGGCAAAAGAAACAGUUCUUAAAAUACAAAAAAUGGUUCAUGAUCCUACCUAUGAAAUUACGCCUGCAAUGAAAGAAAGUAUUGACAAAAAUAUUUCUGAAAUAACAUUUUCUGACUCAACCAUUCAAUCUGAAGAACAAUAUACUUGUGAUUUGUCGAAAGUAAAAUCUCAAAUUAUAUUUGAAGAAAAUAAAAAUUUUCCAAAUGCAUCUGCAAGCAUAGAUAUAAAAUACAAUGAAGAAGUAGGAAGGCACGUUGUAGCAAAUAAAUUUAUCAAUAAAGGUGAAAUCCUUUUUGUGGAAAAGCCUAUAAGUAUUGUACUAAUACCUAAUGAAUCAAUAAGUGAUCGUUGUCAUAACUGCAAUUGUUUCAUUGGGGAUAUUCCCAUUCCAUGUAAAACAUGUUUAUAUACCUAUUGUGGUGAAAAAUGCUUAAAUGAGGCAUGGUCAUUGUACCAUUGUUGGGAAUGUCCAGGAAGCCAAAUGCGUCUUUGGGGACAAGUAGGAAUAACACAUUUAGCAUCAAAAGUUCUAUUUAAUUGUUCAACUAUGUCAGACAAGAUCAGAUUUAAUCAACUACAAAAUCUAGUUAGUCAUUUUGAUAAAAUUCCUGAUGCUGAUUUAAGGGUGAAUGGAAUUGCAGCUAUGAUGCUUACUAUUUAUUUGUCAGAAUAUACUAAUUUUUUUGAAACAACUAAUCUUGAGAAUUGUUUAAUUAGUAAAUUUUCUGAUAAUGCAUUUAACUCAAAUUUUAAUAUAUCGACAAAAAUUGGCAAACAUCUGUACGUUAGUUCUUUAUUAUUGCGAUAUAUCCAUCAACUCACAGUUAAUGCAGCAGGAAUUAUACAUUCAAACGUAAUCGAAGACGAUGUGCAAAUAAACAUCGUGGCUACAGGAAUUUACCCUUCUGCCAGUAUGAUGAACCAUUCAUGUAAUCCUAAUAUUAUUAAAAUUUAUAUGGAUCAAUAUUUGAUCGUCAGAGCUGUGGAAGAUAUUUUUCCAACUGAAGAAAUUUUUAAUUCUUAUGUGGCAACUUAUAGGUACAAAAAAACAAAAGCCAGACAAAAACUAUUGGAAUUGUAUUAUUUUAGUUGUAAGUGUGAGGCUUGUACUGUACCAGAACUAAAAUAUUUUGUGGAAACUUGUAAUGCCAAAAAGUGUUUAAAAUGUAAUGGUGCACUGUGUCAAAUGCAGCAUAAUGUAUUCUGUAUAAGUUGUGGUGACACAUCACAACAUUAUGAGAAAACUAAAGUAAUACAAGCCAAACAGCUAUAUAAAAAAGCACAAAAUUCAAUAAGUUCAGGAGAAUCACUAACAGCAUUAUUCCAAAUAGAGGAAUGUUUACGUAUCAGAAAAACAGUGUUGUAUGAAUAUAAUCAGAAAAUCUUAGAUUGUUGGGCUUUAAAGAGAAAUGUACUUUUUAGAAGAGGUCAAAUGUUGGAUGUCAUAAUACAUACAGAUCUUUUAAUUAGUAUACUCAAGGAAAGAUAUGAGUAUAAUAGUUUAGAAGUUCUUAAUGUACUUAAUACUUGUAUAAACUAUUGUCUGUACUAUUUACAAAAAAUACUUCAGUUAAAUACUGUACCGCAGUGCAGAGAUGUACUAGAUGGAACUGAAAGACAUUUAAAUAUGCUGGAAGAGAUUGCAAAUUUCAUGUAUGGUAGUUGGAGUAAAUUUUAUGAGGAUAUAAAAAGAAACAAAGAAAUGUUGCGUGUUAUCCGAAGUAAACUAUUAUUAAAAUGUAAUUUUAAUAUUUAAAAUUUGCACAUAUUGUAUAUUGUACUUAUUUCGUAUGUGUGACAAUUCAUAUUAUGUUGUUUAAAAAACGCUUGUAUUUUUAUAUCAAAUAAAAGUUUCUUUAA
This is a messenger RNA of Megachile rotundata (alfalfa leafcutting bee), 3055 nucleotides long. RefSeq names its product protein-lysine N-methyltransferase SMYD4. NCBI's taxonomy places the organism in Eukaryota, Metazoa, Arthropoda, Insecta, Hymenoptera, Megachilidae. Gene Ontology annotation, cellular component: nucleus; cytoplasm. Gene Ontology annotation, molecular function: histone deacetylase binding. The record is from RefSeq and is a predicted model, not a curated record.